ACAAGUGUAGGAUGCCUUUGUAUUAUUCAUUGAUUUGUGAUUGCUUGGGCUUCAACAGGAAGAUGGGAAAAAUUAUAAUUCUUUAUAAUUAUAUAUCAGUUCGUGGUGCAUUGAUGAAUAACAGGAAUGUGCACUAUAAAAAUGAGCUUCUUAUCAGAGCGGGAACAAUCUUCAAAAGUGGUUUGACUAUCAUUCUCAGUACAUGGUCUCAUUUUUGCACUUCAUUCCACUUGUUGUUCAUUGGAUGGAUGGACAUUUAUAAUGCAUGCUCCUACAGUGAGUAAUUGGGUUCAUCCCAUGACGUGCUUUAUAUGUUUCCAAGCUUUAAAUUUCUGAAUUGGAAAGAUUUCAGAGUUAUAAGGCGCUCUUUCAUGUCUAGAGAUGUUCUUUAUGGAAUCAUGGCAUAGUUUUGUGGAACGGUGACCCUGUGAGAGAGAUUUAGUUAUCUGCAUACUAGGGAGUUGCCCUAGGGGCUAGGUUAAUGGUUUUAGCUUAAUUAUAUGGUUAAGCUUCUUCAUUGAACUGCCUUACUGAUAUUACCUAUAAAAUUUCCCUUUUAGGUCUGUAUGUUGUUUGUGACCAUAUGACAUUAACGUAUGUGAUGGUGGUGUAUCAGGUUGACACGAAGCGGCGUCGGAGGUGACAGCACAUUGAAGUAGAAUCGUAAUCGAGAAACUGGUGGUUCUUCUGUCUUCAAUUCACAAAUUGUACAGAUUGUGAUGCAUAUAUCUGUGUCUCCCUAUUGUACUAAUGGUUGACAGUAACUGGCCUUGAAACCUAUCAUGUUUGUAUAGUUUGGGGGUCUCAGUUAUCCAGUUAGCCGACUAAGGUCGAGGAUGUGUUUAGUCUGUCUUUAAUCAUGUAAUGUAGGUUCUGUCCAUCAUUAGAUAUGAUAAAUUAGGUUGUGUAUAAUCAGACUCAUUUUAACUUACGAUUUUAUGAAAGAGCAAUAGAUACCUGGGUCUUCA
Molecule: messenger RNA, 968 nt
Organism: Rubroshorea leprosula
Lineage: Eukaryota; Viridiplantae; Streptophyta; Magnoliopsida; Malvales; Dipterocarpaceae
Source: the annotation of a GenBank genome assembly